AUGGAAGCCAUCGAUACGGUUAACGAAACCGACGACAUCCUUAGGAGCCUUGGCUAUUUAUUACUUCAAGAGUAUACAAAGGAGAAGGAGAAGGAGGAGAAGAAGGAGGAGAAGAAGGAGGAGAAGAAGGAGGAGAAGAGGGAGGAGAAGUGGGAGGAGAAGAUGGAGGAGAGGAGAGAGGAGAAGAGGGAGGAGAAGAGGAAGGAGAAGAGGGAGGAGAAGUGGGAGGAGAAGAGGGAGGAGAAGUGGAAGGAGAAGAGGGAGGAGAAGAGGGAGGAGAAGAGGGAGGAGAAGAGGGAGGAGAAGAGGGAGGAGAAGAGGGAGGAGAAGAGGGAGGAGAAGAGGGAGGAGAAGAGGGAGGAGAAGAGGGAGGAGAAGAGGGAGGAGAAGAGGGAGGAGAAGAGGGAGGAGAAGAGGGAGGAGAAGAGGGAGGAGAAGAGGGAGGAGAAGAGGGAGGAGAAGAGGGAGGAGAAGAGGGAGGGGAAGAGGGAGGAGAAGAGGGAGGGGAAGAGGAAGGAGAAGAGGGAGGAGAAGAGGGAGGAGAAGAGGGAGGAGAAGAGGGAGGAGAAGAGGGAGGGAAGAGGAAAAACUCCAGAAAUAAACACAAGUCCUCCUCACCAAUCUAGCCACGAGCCGCCACUGCAGAAGAACAUAUCACAAUUGAAAAAUCACUUCAGCGAGACUCUACAUUCAGUAAUCUUAAACAAACGUGAUAGUCUGGUCUUAUCCUACGAGAAGAAAUCCUUGUAUUCCUACAGACUCAAGGAGAAGUUGGUCGCUCCUAAAAGAAGGGCACCACACCAGUCCAGCAUAUUCCAUCAAAGGACGUACAUAGCUGCAAUACAAUGUACGACAUGUUGCCAGGCUGAAACCUCUAAAAGAUCUCUGAAUUAUGUAUCUGACUAG
Messenger RNA from Harmonia axyridis, 906 nucleotides. RefSeq names its product cilia- and flagella-associated protein 251-like. NCBI's taxonomy places the organism in Eukaryota, Metazoa, Arthropoda, Insecta, Coleoptera, Coccinellidae. Bases 1 to 906 code for a protein of 301 amino acids. The transcript has 4 exons. The record is from RefSeq and is a predicted model, not a curated record.